AGGCAACCAAGUUUCCGGAAGUGUAACUGGUGCUGAACACGGAAGAGUCAUUUGUUUAGGUUUUAGUUUUGUCAAGACGCUUCGAUUUUUUCCUCUCUAACAGUUGGAUAUUUUGUGUUUCUUUUAAUUAUCAAGAUGCCUUUAUUUGCCAAAAACCCAUUUGACCAAGAUGUUGAAAAGGUAACCAAUGAAACCAACACAGUAGAUGACUGGGGCCUUAUUAUGGACAUAUGUGACAGAAUUGGAACAACACCAAAUGGACCAAAAGACAGCCUGAGAUCUAUCAUGAAAAGAGUCAACCAUAAAGUGCCCCAUGUUGCAAUGCAAGCUCUGAAUUUGUUGGGGGCUUGUGUAGCAAACUGUGGCAAAAUAUUUCACUUGGAAAUCUGCUCCAGAGAGUUCGCCAGUGAAGUCAGAAGUGUCCUAAACAAGGCACAUCCUAAAGUGAGUGAGAAGUUGAAGGCGCUGAUGGUGGAGUGGUCAGAGGAGUUUCAGAAAGACCCACAGCUCAGUCUGAUCUCAGCAACUAUCAAGUCUCUGAAAGAGGAUGGAGUCAGCUUCCCCUCAGCCUCUGCACAGCAGGGGUCCAGUUCAAAGGUCACUGCUCCGGCUGCAGCCAAAACAUCAGAGGAGGACGACCUCGCCAAAGCCAUAGAGCUCUCACUGCAGGAGCAGAAGCAGCAAGCCGAGACACGCCCCCUCGCCAUGACCUCUGACCCCCCGGCCUACAGUGCUGUUGCCGCGGUGACGAAGGAGGCACAGAAAGUUCGGGCGCUUUACGACUUUGAAGCGGCAGAGGACAACGAGCUCACAUUCAAGGCUGGAGAGCUCAUACUGGUUUUAGACGACAGUGACUCAAACUGGUGGAAAGGAGAGAACCACAGGGGAGUCGGACUUUUUCCCUCAAACUUCGUCACGACAAAUCUCAACGCCGAACCAGAACCAGUCCUUUAUGUUGACAAUGCCGGUACUCCUGAACAGACCAGCCUAGAGACCAAAGCUGAGCCAGAACCUGUUUUUAUUGACGAGUUUAAGAUGGACAGAACGCUGGCUCUAUUGCAGAAUGUAGAUCCAGCAGAUCCGAGCCCAGACUCCACAGAGCUGCUACAACUCGAGGGAGCUUGUGCACAGAUGAACCCACUGAUUGAUGAGAAACUACAAGAAAUUGACAGGAAGCACUCUGAGCUGUCUGAGCUGAACGUGAAGGUGCUGGAGUCUUUGGAGCUUUAUAACAAACUGGUGAAUGAGGCACCGUAUUACACUCCAUACUCCAAACUGCACCAGCCACAGUACGCUCCCACGGCAACCGCCAUGUCCAUGCCGUACGUAGGCCCGACCGGAGCUCCGUACAUGACCACAGCGAUGACCCAAGGACACCCCACACAGACCUACUCUCUGCCCAGUGACCAGCCCUCCUCGCUCUGCUCUCUACCUCCCAACGCUCACCCCUCCAGCCAGCCACAGCCGUACAUGAGCAGUGCCAUGAACCCUCAGUACAUGACCCAGGCCCCAUACGCCCCUCAGAACAUGGACAUGUCAAACUACCACCACAACCCCCAAAUGCCCCCCGUGUCCUACCCCAUGGCCCCUCCUCCUCUACAGACCCCCCCACAGCAACAACAAGCAGCCUACUACCAACAACCCUUGCUCUAAAACCUGUUCUGUCUGUUUCUAUGUGUGGUGAGUGUAAGAGUACAGUUAUGGCCCUUAAUGAUAUUUGAGACAGUUGUAAUGCGAUCAAGAGUGGAUAUUGUGUGCAUGUUUUUGGACAAUCGCACAGAAGGACAUUUUUCAUUCGCUCAAUGCUGGUUUUCUAUAAAUAUCUUGAUGAAAAAGUAGCCACUAGGGGCGUCAAAUUCAUUCUACAACAGCGCAAUGACAAGAAAUACAUAUAGUUUGCAUAUGAUUGUCUAAUUUGUUUUGCAAAUGGCUGAAAUGGCUCUCUGGUGUGAUAAUAGAGGAACAGUCUGUCAAUAUAAAUUCAGUUGUUCCAAUACGUUUACCUAUAAGUUAAAGCGUACCUUAGUUUCAAUACAUUGGGGUGCUGCUCCAGUUUUAGUCUAGGGCAAAAUGAUAACUGAUGCUAGCAGGCCUCAGUGGUCAGACGUCACAACAAAAAUAGAACUUUGUUUUAUAUUUCUUUUACUUGCUGAAUUACCAUGACAACAGUUCAUUAUUUAAGAUUGUAUAGCUGUUAUAAAUAAUCCAGGAUUUAGGAUUACAUGUUAUUUUACCAUCUCUAUUGCCUGCGAUAGGCUUCUGUUUCACAUUGACAUAGUUUGAUUUAAAGUAAACUUAAAGGUGCAAGUUUUGUUUCUGGUGAGGGGUCUACCAUCUGCUUGACUCAUUGGAGAUGUUAUUGCUUGGUGUGGAAUGUUUCACAAUGUAGCAUUAAAUGUAUCUUGCAUUUAUUCAAAACUGGUGUUUUUACUAUAGAACAUUACUUUGGAAAUGACAGGCAUUCUUAAUGUGAGCAGGGUCAUCACUCCACAGAUCUGACCUGUAAAUUGGCUUAGAGCUGUCACCUGCCUGUCUUCAUCAAGAUAGGCACAAGUGGCAGACCCCCCCCCCCCCCCCCCCACCAGAAAAGUUACCACCUUUCAAAAACUGAGACUGUAACUGGACAAAAUUGUAGUAUAUAGUAUGCUCCAAAUAAGGAGAAAUGAGAGAGAAAUUAGUUUUAUGGAACAAAUAGAAUGUAUAGAUGGUAUCAAUAAAAAUCUACACAAUUCAUCACCCUGAGCCAAUUCAUUUUAAAUACAAUACAAUGUAAAACUUCUGACAAGGUUCAUUGGUGGAGGCAAGUAAAUAGAUUUGGCUUUUAAAGAAUGAAGUGCUCAGUCACCAAUUUUUCCAAAGGUUAUGUACUAUGUCAACUCACAGAAACUGUAAUUGAAAAUAAAUACAUCUUUGUUACAUCCACAACUCAUAACCCACAUUUUAGCCCCAGUAUUUCUGUCCCAAUUUACCUUCACUAAUCUUGUUUUAUGUCUAACAUAUUCUCAUUGAUGCUGCUACAGUUCUUUAUAAUUUUCAUGUUUAUUUUAGUCCUGUUAAAACUGAAUAAAAAACACUUUUGGUCAAGAUGAAAGGCAACUUGGGUUUUAGUAUAUCUAUGGCCAUUUUCUUUUUCAGCAUAGAUCACUACUCUAGAACACUCUAUAAUAAAAGUGCACUAUGCAACUUUUCUUACAACGGGUUUCACACCUGCUUAUCUCCAUGGAGAUAUUAUUGCUUUUCCUGGAAUAUUGUUAUGUUAAACUUGUACAUCUUGCAUUAAUUCAAUUACAGUUUUUUUUAUUGCUCAAAAACAUUCUUACUGUAAGCCGAGGUUGCCUACUUAUUUUUAUUAUACAUGCCAUACUUCAGAAUAUUCUAGACAAAGCAAUGACAUCUCCAUGGAGACAAGCAGGUGGCUGACCCUCCACCAGGAAAGUUCCAUAGUGCAUCUUUAAUAUGCUUCAUUGGUUGUAUGUAUUGUAGCUCUGAGCUGCUUUUCUAUUGGACUUUUGUCAUUUUGUCAUAAAAUGUAAAAAUAUCUUAACAACUUCACGCUGCUUUUCCAGUUGCUACACUCAAAAUCUCGAAUUUAACAGUAACUCUUUCUAUUCAUUUAUAUUAUAGGGAGGGACAUUUUUGAGACUUCUUGCCCCAGGCCCCCAAAUAUUUAUCGAUGGGCCUGGUUGUGUGUAUGUUUGACUGAGUUGGGUUUUAUACAUGUACAUUGGGAAUCUAUCUAUUUCUAGUCUUGUGUAAUAGAGGCUGAUUAUGCAAAGAUUAGUAAUGAGUUUCCUCUAAUAUAAUUUUGUUUUUUAUUUUUCCACAUCAGUCUGCUAAAAAUGUAAAAAUGUCAAGCAACUUCCCCUUUAAAUCUAUGUACCUAUUCAUUCAUUUGCCUUCUGUUUGAAUUAUUUAUGGCAAAUAUAUGUGUAUGUUGUUAGCUUGUGGGUUUAUGUCUAAGAUGCAGUUGUAAAAAGCUAUGGUGAUAUGAAGAAUGGGCGGUGACAUGCUGCUUGCUGGGUUGCUGUCCUUAUUUGGAUUGUACAGUAUUUUGUAAAUGGGGGUCUAUUAAAUAUUAAGAUAUGCAUGUUAUUCUAUGGAUAAAAGUGUUUGGCGUAGCAGACAGGAGCAAAUGUAGCGGGUUUGUGUUGCAUGCAUCUAUGGAAACCUAACUGCUUAAAAUCCUAAUCUGUUGUGGUUUAGGGGUAGAAAUUUCCAGUCAUUUUUUCUUCUAUAUAUAGCUGGUUUUAUUGGUUGCCAUUUACUCAUAAAUCAUUAUUCACUUUAGUUGUUCAAUAUUCUGGGCUACAGUUUCAUCUUUACAUUUAUUUCAAUUAUUUAUAUUAGAGCUGUGAUUUUCACCUGGUGGGAUAUGGCCCCAAAACAAUAUUAUUAAUGAUAUUAGCAUAUGUUUUAAUAUAUGAAGUUGUUUUCUAUUUCCCAUAAUAAGUAAUAAUAUAGCCAUGUACAAAAUAUCUAUUGGGGACCAUCAGAAUCACUUGUUUUCUGUAUAUUUGUAUUUAUGAUUUAGCAUCUCUGUUUUUGCAUCUGUCUGCUUCUCCAAAUGACAGUAUACAUGUCUGUAAUAGUCUAAACUACAGGGACCCAUUGGAAGUUGCAAAGGACAAUAUAUUGUCUAAAUAACUGCAGCCUGACCUAUACGCUUAUCUGAUUGUCUUUGUUCUAAUUUAGAUUGGCUCGUCUACCAAAAAUCACUUGCAAUUGAAUAACUUUGUAUCUUUGUGACCCAAUUUACAAAAUGCUAAACUAUUACUUCUAGCCUUUUCCCAUUGUUUAUGUUUAAUCCAUACCUGUCAGUCUGUAUAUUAUAUGUAAAUUUCAUGACAUUUUGCACCUUAGCUUUGUGAACUUAUCUACCACUGGAUGCCUUCUUGUUCUUCUGUAGAAAUCGGACUUUACUUUGGACAGAUGCUUCGUUCAUAAAUGUAUAAAUCUGUAUAUUUAAAGUAUGCUAGAGUAAAAAACAUCUGGGAUUUUAAAACUUUAUGCUUUUGUAAUGGCAUAGAAUAAUAAUUUGAAAUAAAAAAUGUACAAGAGUG
Molecule: messenger RNA, 5060 nt
Organism: Periophthalmus magnuspinnatus
Lineage: Eukaryota; Metazoa; Chordata; Actinopteri; Gobiiformes; Gobiidae
Gene: stam2
Product: signal transducing adaptor molecule (SH3 domain and ITAM motif) 2
Exons: 14
Coding region: 136-1653 (505 amino acids)
Biological process (GO): signal transduction
Cellular component (GO): endocytic vesicle
Molecular function (GO): ubiquitin binding; phosphatidylinositol binding
Source: RefSeq, a predicted model, not a curated record